AAUGGCGAGCUUUCACGUGGUGCGGGUCAGAGUGAGCUGGACGGCUCUUUUGGCUCUGGCCCAUUUCGUCUACCUGCUGGCUGGAGCCACCAUCUUCCGAAUACUGGAGCGAGAGGCCGAAAACUACAAUCGAAACCAUUUUCUGAUGGAGAAGCUGAAUUUCUUAGCAAAUUACACCUGCUUGGAUGGAGACGCCUUGGAGUACUUUGUUAAGGUGAUUUUAUAUGCAAAGAAAAAUGGAGUAAAUCCUUCAGGAAACUCCACAAACCCCACUAACUGGGACUUCAGCAGCUCCUUCUUUUUUGCAAGCACAGUCAUCACAACUAUCGGCUAUGGAAACCUCUCCCCGAGCACCGUGUCCGGCCAGGUGUUUUGUGUGUUUUAUGCUUUCUGUGGGAUUCCCCUGAACCUGGCCUUCUUCAAACAGCUGGGGAAGUGUUUCACUAUCCACCUGGGGAGACUGGAGAAGGGACUGGUCUCGGUUGUUCCUCACAAGCAAGCAUUUGAGGCUGUCGCGGCGAGUUUGUUCUUUAUCGCUGGCACUCUCCUGUUUCUGGUCAUCCCCCCUCUGCUGUUCAGUUACGUGGAAGGUUGGACAUAUGGCGAGGGCUUCUACUUUGCCUUCAUUACCCUCAGCACCAUUGGGUUUGGAGAUUAUGUGGUGGGUACCAACCCUGGAAAGACCUACAUCUUUCUGUACCGCAGUGUUGCAGGCGUUUGGAUCAUCUUCGGCCUCGCUUGGCUCGCUCUCAUCUUCAACAUGGCGGCCAGUAUAAUGGAGCAUGUGCUUGACCAGACUUACCCACGCUUCAGGAAACAAGAGGAGGCAGAGAACAUGCCAUCCAGUAAAACAGAAGCCACAUCAAAGAUCUGAAAAUGGACUGCAGACAGCACCAUAUACAAUGCGUCGAAUAUAUUUAGUGAGACUGUGUUAAAAUACACGAAGCAGUAUAAAACAGACUUCUACCUCAUUUAGGCCACACAAUCGGUGCUUUAAAUAUUUGCGUUGAACUUUGUCAUAAGAUGCAAACAGUUCACACAAAUGACACUUUUCUAAUCAAUUCUAAUUAUUCUCACCGAGAGCUAAAUUUUUCACAUAAUAUAUACAAAGGUAUGCUCAGAAAGUUAUGAGAACAGGUUGACAGAAGGGGAAAAAAAUCAAAAGCCUGAUUUGAUUUAAAUGUGGCCAAUCUCCCAUUCAGCACUAUUUUCUCAUGCACCACUGGACAGAUUUUAAACCUCUUUGCAUAAAUCUUCUUAUUUCCCUUUUCACUUUUAUUUUGUGAGCUCCUCCAGUGUGUCAAAAUCAUUUAACUUAAUAGAAAAUCUGGAAAGUAAGCCAGUUGGUACCUUAAGAUUGUGCAAGUGUUAUUGCAC
This is a messenger RNA of Oreochromis aureus, 1377 nucleotides long. RefSeq names its product potassium channel subfamily K member 16-like. Bases 2 to 874 code for a protein of 290 amino acids. Gene Ontology annotation, molecular function: potassium ion leak channel activity. Lineage: Eukaryota; Metazoa; Chordata; Actinopteri; Cichliformes; Cichlidae. The transcript is spliced from 5 exons. The record is from RefSeq and is a predicted model, not a curated record. Gene Ontology annotation, biological process: stabilization of membrane potential; potassium ion transmembrane transport. Gene Ontology annotation, cellular component: membrane.